UGCAGCAAACAUUUCUCAUAUUUUCUGUCUUAUAUUCUAUAGGAUCACAAUGAGCAGCCAAUCCAGUAUGGAUGAAAACACCUCAAAGAUCGAGCUUCCAGGCUUCCGGUUCCAUCCGACAGAGGAAGAACUCCUCGAAUUUUACCUCAGAAACAUGAUCUACGACAACAAGUUCCAUCACGAUGUGAUCGGAUUCCUCAACAUCUACCGCCAUGAUCCCUGGGACUUGCCUGGGUUGUCGAAGAUCGGAGAGAGGGAAUGGUAUUUCUUCGUGCCACGAGAUAGGAAGCAUGGGAGCGGUGGGAGGCCUAACCGGACAACCGAGAACGGGUUCUGGAAAGCCACUGGCUCCGACCGGAAAAUCGUGAGUCUGUCGGAGCCAAAGCGCUUCAUCGGCCUGAAAAAGACUCUUGUUUUCUAUAAAGGGAGAGCUCCACGAGGAAACAAGACCGAUUGGGUGAUGAACGAGUAUCGUCUCCCGGACGGUUGCUCCUUGCCAAAGGAUGUAGUUUUGUGCAAAGUAUACAGGAAGGCAACUUCCUUGAAAGUUCUGGAACAAAGAGCAGCAAUGGAGGAAGAGAUGAAAUCAACGAAGAACAGCAACACAUCUCCAUCGUCGUCUUCAAUGGAAACAAUUUCUUUCUGCAGACCAAAGGAUGGUUUAUUGCCAUCAAUUGUACCCCAAGUGUUCUUCAAGAAAGAAAUGGAAGAAGAGAGAGCAGCAGAGAAGAAACCAUCUUCUGCCGCAUCUCUGCAAUUUCCAUUGGGUAGUGAGAGAUUACCAGAGCUUCAACUGCCCAAAAUGCUCAGUGACUGGACGCAGGAUCAGUUCUGGGCUCAGUUCAACAGCCCCUUGUUUCAGAAUCUCACAACUUAUGCCAACAUCUUGCAUUUCUAGUCACGGUGAUGAAAGGACUAAUUGAUUUAGACCCCCUUGAUGUUGUGUAAAUAUGGCUUUAGGUCCCUGAUAUUAUGUGUAUCUUCCUCUUGUUUAGUUUGUUGUUGUAGCUUGAGACUAGGAGGAUGAGUGUUUUUAUAGCUUCAAGCUUU
Messenger RNA from Hibiscus syriacus, 1050 nucleotides. Its product is annotated as NAC domain-containing protein 6-like. Gene Ontology annotation, biological process: regulation of DNA-templated transcription. The record is from RefSeq and is a predicted model, not a curated record. Gene Ontology annotation, molecular function: DNA binding. The transcript is spliced from 3 exons. NCBI's taxonomy places the organism in Eukaryota, Viridiplantae, Streptophyta, Magnoliopsida, Malvales, Malvaceae. Bases 50 to 898 code for a protein of 282 amino acids.